AUGGCGUCGGCGACUCCAGCAGGCGGCGUCGAGGGCGUAGACAGCGGCGGAGACCUCCCGUGCUUACGUAGAGGCCCGGAUGGCGGAAUUUUCAAUGAAGACAUUUGGGAAGUUAGGAUGCAUUCUAAUGCUCAAGAACCAUUGGAGAGGAAGCUGUGCAAUUCAGAUGUUACUUAUCUGAAUUUAGUUGAACUAAGGGAAACACAAGGAUUUAGUGUAUAUGAUUGUCUUUAUCACAUUGAGAAUCCAAGUUUAGGAGAGAAAGGUCUGGAGCUGGUAGAUAGUAAUGCUGAAUUACAGAUGAUAAAGAGGCAGAAUAAGGAAACUUUGGUGCUUAAUUUGCUAGUUAGGGCUUGUCCACCCCCUGUUAGUGACUUUGAGAGACAAGAAAGCAGGAAUGUAAAUGCUAAGUUGAAAGAUGUUUUGGAAGAAGAAGAAGAAGAGGGAUACCAAGGAUAUGAGGCAUACGAGGACUGUGAUGCUUCUGCCUCUGAUGAUGAAGGUCAAAUUGCCUCUGAUGAUGAAGAUCUAGAGAUGGAAGAGGGCAAGAGACAGAGAGAGGAAGAGGUAGAAGAGGAAGAAACAGAUGAUGAACAGUCAGAGGAGGAAGAAGUGCUGCAUUAUGAGGGUGACACUGAAGUUGAGGAAUUAUUUGAUCUGGAGGAAGAUAACACUACAGUUGUACCUACAAAGAAGAAACAGAAGCUGCCAGUUAGGAGAGGACCAACAACAAGGAAGUGGGACCUUAGUGGCAUCCCAUGCAACCAUGUCAUCUCUGCAAUAAACAAGUCUAAAAGGUUUCCAGAGGAUUAUGUUAGCAAAUACUUCAAGAAACCAUUUUAUGUGGCAGCUUAUGAACCAAUGAUCAUUCCUGUACUUGGUGAGCAUGACUGGACAAGGGCCCCUGGUCUAGACAUAGAACCACCUGCAUUUAAAGUGAAGAGAGGAAGAAAGAAAGAAAACAGGAUCAAGGGAAAAUUUGAAGUACCAAAGCCAAAGGAUACAUCAAGAAUGGGGACUAUUACAUGUGGCAAUUGUGGUCUCCAAGGGCAUAGGUACACAAGCUGUCUUAAACAGUUGAAGCCUGAGCUAGCUUUGAGGAAGAACAAACAUGUGGCUACUCCAAGCAACUCACAACCAAGAGCUGCUGGUCCUGCUCCUACACCACCAUCAAGACAGGCAAGAGCUGCUACUACUGCUCCUACACCACCAACAACACAGCCAAGAGCUGCUGCUCCUACUCCUACACCACCACCAUCUGGAAGAGGAGGAGCUGGCACAGGAGGUGCUGGCAGAGGUGGAGCUGGCAAAGGAGGAGCUGGCAGAGGUGCUGGCAGAGGAGGAGCUGGCAGAGGUGCUCCAAGGCCAUUCCCUGCCCCCAGGCAAUCUGCUACCUCCACUUCUGGUGCUAUUCCGACUGAUGGUACACACACUGGAUGGAUGGCCUACUUCGCUUCUAGUGGUGCUUGGAGAUCUGCCAUGUAA
Aegilops tauschii subsp. strangulata is the source of this 1485-nucleotide messenger RNA. Lineage: Eukaryota; Viridiplantae; Streptophyta; Magnoliopsida; Poales; Poaceae. The record is from RefSeq and is a predicted model, not a curated record.